AUGGUUAGAACAAAUGUUGUCUCUUUUGUUUUAUUUGCUGCUAUUGUAUUAUGUAUACUAUAUGGACAAAAACACAUCGCACCCUGGAUAUUUGAAGACAAAUCGAUAUGUUGUAAAGAACAUCCGAGUGUUGGAAGGUGUCUUCCAGGCAUCGAUGAUGAUGCUGAGAAGGAUGGGAAAUGCUGGAAAUUUUGUAUUGAAGGGUGCGAAACAGGAGGUUUUUGCAAACUUUUUGAACAUAAACAUAUAUGUCAUUGCAAUUGUUCCGGUUAA
This is a messenger RNA of Arabidopsis thaliana (thale cress), 273 nucleotides long. Its product is annotated as Defensin-like (DEFL) family protein. Gene Ontology annotation, biological process: defense response to fungus. Gene Ontology annotation, cellular component: extracellular region. The record is from RefSeq and is marked reviewed. Bases 1 to 273 code for a protein of 90 amino acids. Lineage: Eukaryota; Viridiplantae; Streptophyta; Magnoliopsida; Brassicales; Brassicaceae. The transcript has 2 exons.